GUUGUGAAAACCAGCUGAAGGUUUCCUCCAUAUUUAUUACUCUGAGGUUUUCUUUUUUUAUUACUAUUAUGAACUUUCCUCUCAGUGGCUCUCAGUGUGAUGGAAACAGAAAUGUAAUCACUCUGUGGUUUAUCACAGGAAGAACUAACGGCAACUUGUUGCUCUUCUCUGCAGCCCAGCAGGACAGAAUCAGCAGUUCUGCUAAUGCACUGGUAAAUAUAUAUGGAGCAGCUGGAGAAGAGGUCAGCAUUUCUUGUGGCUUUUCUUUCUCUGGAGCCUGGAAGAUCUUCUGCAGGGAAAACUGUGAAGGAGGAAACAUCCUGAUUGAAACAAGACAACCUACCGCUCAGAGAGGAAGAUACAGAACUGAAUGUGUUGAAGAAGCUAGUCCUAAUGGUGUUUUUUCUCUCUAUGUGAGCAUCUCAGCGCUGACCCGGUCCGAUGAAGGAUGGUACCGAUGCGGUUUGGGCGACUCGUCAUCAUCAGUUUCAUACCAAGACUUCAGACUGGUUGUUGUAGACGACCUGCUGGAGUCAAACAAAGUUCAUCACCUCCAUAAAGACGCUGGCAGCUCACUGACAGUCGCCUGUUCCUUUAAAAGCUCUGGAAGGAAACGACUGUUCUGCAGAGGAGRAUGUGAAGAAGUUCUGGUUCUGACUGAUGGAGUCACAGCUGAAAAAGGCAGAUACAAGAUAGAAUAUGARGAACAAAUAUCCAGAACAGUUCUGUUGGUGACCAUCACACAGCUGGUCCAGUCUGACUCAGGAUGGUACCAGUGUAAACUGGACAGAACUGGUUCAAGUAGUUUAUAUGGAGAUUUUCAUGUCUCUGUCAGAACUGCCUCCACACCAUCAACUGGAACCAGUUUCAGCUCCAGUUCAGGAAGCUUCACACCUUCACUUCCCUCUGAAACCUCUGGUCUGAAUCAGGAGAACUCGACAUCUAAAGGUUCACCAACCCACAUGACAGCUGGUUUUAUUCUGAUGUCUGUGGGUCUGACUCUGAUUAUCAUCACCGCGCUGCUGACAGUGGCUCUGCUGGUUUGUUGCACAAAACAAUUUGGUAAACAUCAGAGAGAUUCAAGGAGGAGGAGAGACGAUGGAGUAAAGAUGGAGGACAUUUAUGAGAACGUUUCCUCUCAUGACUCAACCUACCAGAGCCUCAGUCCUGCCAACACAAACCAGAACCUGAUCUACUCUACACUCUCACAGCCCAAAUGAGACUCUGGACUUCAGGUUCUGGACCUCAGGGCUGCAGUUUGUUCAGUGAAGCUGAAACCUGAAGAAAAUUGGAUUUACACACUGAACUUCAGUCUUUACUCUGUCUGAGCUGCAGCAAUCUUAGAAUGGGGUUUUUACAGGCUGGAAGGUCUUCAGCUAUUUUGCUAUGAUUAAAACCUCUUCAGUUUAAAUAUAGAGAAAAGUUUCUGUUUUUCUUCCUUGAACAUUUGUUUUCUACUGGCAAAUACCAUCAGCAGAUUUCUGAACAAACUCAGCCACUGUGUCAUUUUUCUGUUAAGUCAUCAUUUCUUCCAGAUUGCUUUACGUAUUAAAACCUGUUUUUUUGGAUUCAUUCCUGAUAUGUGCUAAUUUGUGUUUCGAAUAUCCCUCUUAGAAACUGGAGAUGACAAAAAUAUUAGGUUUUUCUUUUCCAUUGGCUGGAAUGGCUGCUAGGCGACGGUAUUUGUUGAACUGUGAGCAGAGAGGUAUCCCAGGGCAGAUUUGAUCUGUGCAGAGAGAAAACGGGGAGAACAGAGAAUAUUUGAAAGAGAGCAGAGAGAUGAAAUCCUGCUUUAAAACUGAAAACAUAAGCUCUUGAUUUAUGGCAGUAAUUUCCCCCCACAUCGGAUGAGUGUGUUUUUUAUGGGCAAAGUUUUGAGAACAAAAAACAUGCUUUCAGAUUGAACAUGUGCUCUUAGAUUAUGGCAGAAAAUUUCCCCCAUAGCUUUUCAGAUGUGUUAAAAUUAGUUUGGAGUGCAAAACUGCAAUGAAAUGUAUUUUUUUUCGCAUCACACGAGUCUCAUGAUCUACGAUCAGAUGUUGGCGAAAACGCUAAAAAAGACAACAGGAAGUGGUUGGAUGUUGAUGGCGUGGCAUGUUUUUCUUAUGUCACAAACAUGCCUGUUCACAAGGUGCAGUGCAAAUUUUGGGACCAGGCCUUAGAGGUUAUCCAACUGUAACCAGCAUAUUAACAACUUUCAUUAUCGUCCGCCAUGGUUGUUGUUUUUCUUCCCGCUUGCUCAUCUUCUUCAUGAGGACCUUGAGGAAGAACCACCUGUCCUCAGAGAUCAUCAUGAACUUCUACCGCUGCACCAUCGAGAACAUCCUCACCAACUGCAUUACCGUUUGUUAUGGGAACUGCUCUGUCUCCGACCGGAAGGCGCUGCAGAGGGUGGUGAAAACUGCCCAGCACAGCGCCGGGGCACCGCUCCCUGCCAUCAAGGACAUCUACAGGAAGAGGUGUCUGAAAAGGGCUGGGAAAAUCACCAAGGACUUCACUCCCCCCGCACACACACUCUUCUCCCUCCUGCCCUCUGGGAGGCGUUACAGAAGCCUACGGACCAGAACCACCAGGCAUCGGAACAGCUUCUUUCCCACAGCUGUCACGCUCCUGAACGCCUCCUGACACAACUAUAAGGACUGCACCCCCCAUCCCCCCAUACAACAAUAACAUACGGACUGUCCUCACACUCAUACAUAAUCUGUAUAUAAUCUGGAAAUCUUAUUUGCCAUUAUCUAUCUUGUAUUGUGAAUCUACUAAUACAUAUACAAUUCAUUCCCAACAUUUCUGUAUAUUCUGUAUAAUCUGCAUAAUCUGUAUAUGUGCACAUAGCUCCCAUAGUUUUUAUUUAUAUUAUUUUUAUACUGAACAUUUUAUUUUUAUAACAACCUUUGUACAC
Messenger RNA from Poecilia reticulata (guppy), 2899 nucleotides. Its product is annotated as polymeric immunoglobulin receptor-like. Gene Ontology annotation, cellular component: plasma membrane. Gene Ontology annotation, molecular function: transmembrane signaling receptor activity. Lineage: Eukaryota; Metazoa; Chordata; Actinopteri; Cyprinodontiformes; Poeciliidae. The record is from RefSeq and is a predicted model, not a curated record.